UUUUGCCGUAUAUAUGUCCUUUUUUCAGUGAUUAGGACCGGAAAUGUCAAGAGUUAUUCAGCCCGGCUUAAAGGAUUCGGUGGAUAGCUUGGAAUUCAUGCAGACUACGUUUUGUACACUGUACGGAUUUGAGGGAUGCCGAAUUACCAAAUGCGGCUACACCGGCGAAGAUGGCGUGGAGAUAUCCUGUCUUUCCAAAGAUGCUGCGCCUUUAUGUGAUAUAUUGUUAAAGUCGCGUGGUACGUGGUACGUUAAGGGGCAGGUACGAAUGGCUGGUUUGGAAGCCAGGGAUUCACUCCGGCUGGAAGCCGAUCUGUGUUUGUCCGGAAACGAUAUUAACGAACAAGCGACACCGGUAGAAGCUGACCUGACCUGGACAGUAGGAAAGCGCCGUCGCAAAGAGGGUGGAUUUCCGGUGCAGAGAAAAUACUUCCCCAAAUCAGAGGGGCGCGCAGAAAAACGUGUUGGAAUUAUUUCCACUGGAGCACCUGCCCGAAGUGUGAAAACUUGCGGCCAUAUUACGCACGAAAUUAGCUAUGCUAUUGUCGACGAGAAAGAAGAACAAGUUGGCAAGGUUACUAGUGGAUGCCCCGCACCGUCCUUGGGAACAAAUAUUUCGAUGGAUUAUGUGAACACCUCGCUUUCAAAGCCUGGUACACCUUUGCGAAUCAAAGUGCGCAACCAGAUUGUGGAGGGAAAAGUUUCGAAAAUGCCUUUUGCGCAAGCAAAUUAG
This is a messenger RNA of Paramacrobiotus metropolitanus, 733 nucleotides long. RefSeq names its product aminomethyltransferase, mitochondrial-like. The coding region runs from base 44 to 733 and encodes 229 amino acids. Gene Ontology annotation, cellular component: mitochondrion. The record is from RefSeq and is a predicted model, not a curated record. The transcript is spliced from 4 exons. NCBI's taxonomy places the organism in Eukaryota, Metazoa, Tardigrada, Eutardigrada, Parachela, Macrobiotidae. Gene Ontology annotation, molecular function: protein binding.